AUGCCACUGUCCUGGCGUUUGCGCUUGGCCGUGUUGGCUGCGCUUCGCAUCACUGCACGGGCGGCCGCUUCACCUGCUCUCCGCGCAACUGCACGCCAAGCUACCGCCGAUGGAUCUUCACAGGCCGACUUCCUCAAGAUCUUGCGCCGAAAGACUGCAACGCGGGAGCAGGCCGCAGCUGCUGUGGAAGGACUUCGCGCCGGCGGGUACUUGGGCGGCGUGCGCGGCUACUCCUCUGCAAUUGUGGCCUCCAGAAGAGGGCGCAAGUGGGAGCUCGCGAUCCACCUCUUUGAUGAGAUGCUGGA
Symbiodinium necroappetens is the source of this 305-nucleotide messenger RNA. Lineage: Eukaryota; Dinophyceae; Suessiales; Symbiodiniaceae. The record is from the annotation of a GenBank genome assembly.